GAGCAAAUACAGUCACAGCUGGAGAGCCUCAGGAGAGAGAAAGGAGAACUGGAGAAAGAGCAAAAGAAGGAGCAAUGGGUGUGCCAUGACUAUCUGGAAAAAGUGAAGGUGGAGAGGCAGAAGAUUGUGCCUGAAUUUAAACAGCUGCGACAGUACCUGGAAGAACAAGAGUGCCUGCUGCUGGCUCGGCUGGGAGAGCUGGAGAAGAAGAUUAAAACAAGAUUGAAAGAAAAUGCUGCUAAAUUCUCCAAGAAGAUUAUUUAUCUGGAUGGGCUGAUCAAGGAGAAGGAGUGUCAGCUCUCAGAGCUCUCAGGACAGGAGUCCCUGCAGGUUUCUUCCUUCCUGCUUCAACUGGAGAAGCUGGCAGUGAACGUGACUCUGGAUCCAGACACAGCUCAGUCCUGGCUCAUCUUGUCAGAAGAUCAGAGAAUUGUGAUGCAGGGAGCCACACAGCAGAGCCGGCUUGACAACCCAGAGUGGUUUGACCUGUGGCCUUGUGUGCUGGACUGCAAAGGAUUCGACUUGGGGCGACUAUGCUGGGAGGUGGAUGUGGUCUGUGGGUCAUGCUGGGCUGUGGGGGUGGCUCUGGAGUCUGUGAAGAGGAAGGGACUGAUUGACAUGAGCCCCAUGGGGGGUAUCUGGGCAGCGGAGUGGUAUAAGGAGAAGUUCCAGGCUCUCACUUCCCCAUCUCCCACCCCUAUCCUCCCCAGCAUGGUCCCCCGGAGGGUGCGGGUCUGUCUGGACCAUGCAGGGGGGCAGGUGGUGUUUGUCAACGCGGACAGCAAGGCUGUGAUUUUCACUUUCCUGCGAGCCAUGUUUGCAGGGGAGCGAAUCCGCCCCUGGUUCUGGGUGCGUAAGGGGUCCCAGCUCAAACUGUGUCCUGAGACCUGA
Messenger RNA from Phaethon lepturus (White-tailed tropicbird), 891 nucleotides. RefSeq names its product tripartite motif-containing protein 38-like. Gene Ontology annotation, molecular function: protein binding. Lineage: Eukaryota; Metazoa; Chordata; Aves; Phaethontiformes; Phaethontidae. The annotation marks the transcript as partial. The record is from RefSeq and is a predicted model, not a curated record. The transcript has 4 exons.